CAUCCGUUGAGAGCAAACCCAAGUAAAUAUGGGGUAAAACGGAUCAAAUUUGUAAAACCCUAAUUCUAAACACUCUCACUCUCUCACUCCUCCCAAUUUCUUCAAAAAAUGCUGGUUUUGGUAGCCUGAAUCAAGCUCCAAAGAGGUUUUCUUGGUACAUUUUGCAUUGGGCGGCUCAUUGAAAUAAGUGUGAGCAGACAGUGAUGGCGCCAAAUCCAAGGGUGAACGCAGCCUUUAAAGCAAUGGCAGAGCUUGGUAUUAAUGAAAAACAGGUCAAGCCAGUUUUGAAAAAUCUCUUGAGAUUAUUUGACAAAAACUGGGAACUGAUUGAAGAAGAGAAUUAUAGAGUUCUUGUAGAUGCUAUAUUUGAUGCGGAGGAUACUCAGGGGGUGGAAGAGAAGAAGGAGAAGAAGAAAAGCAAGAACUAUGAUGAGGAAGAUAUGGAAGAAGAGCCUCAGCUGCGUCGUGAACCUGCUCGUCCCUCGAAAAGGAUACAUUCAAGUGGUGAUGAGGGUUCAUCACAGAAGAAGAAAUCUACAAAUACUGAUCCGGAGGAUAAUAUUGGGGAAGAAUUGCCACUGCCUCAUCAACCUGAACGUCCCCUGAAAAGGUUGCGAAAAACCCAUGGGGGUCAACUUUCACCAUCCCCAAGUACCUGCAACCCUAUGUUAGGUGGGCCUUUAUUGAUAAGGCCAAAAGUGGAGAAAGAUGAGUUACUUACACGGUCACCUGACUCAAGGGCUGAAUUGCAUCAACCAGUUUCACCCCAUCGUAGUAACAAAAAUAAGGGCAAGCAACCUGUUGUGUCUAAUCCCGUACCACAGCAUGGAAGCGAAUUAUUGAGUCAGGCAUCGUUCUUUUGCCGAAACAUAGGGUUGACAAUCAUCAAUUAUCCCUCAAGUAAAGAAAAACCUCCACUCCAAAAUGGUGCAACUGGGGAACAAAAUGAUCAAGAACCUGUGGCAUCCCAGGAGAGAGAAAGUUCAAGAAGUGAUAUUGUAGCUUCAUCUAAUGAGAGGAAUACGAACUUUGAACUUGCAACCUUAGAAGAGGAAUCUUCUAAUUUAGAAGUUGUGUCUUCACCCUUAGGAGAGGUAAAGCUUUCAUUCAAUUGCAAUUCAGCUAUUAGACGACCAGAUUUUCAUAUGCCUAAUCUAGAUGCUGUCAUAAAUUUGACGGAGGAAAAAUAUCUGCAUUCAUACAAAAUCAUUGACCCCUACUUUUCUCUAAAGAAUCUGUUGGGGCAUAUGUGUGAGAGCUUCUUGGAACUGGGAACUAAUUCCAAUGGUGAAUCGCAGGAUGGAUCUAUAAGUGUAUCACCAAAUCUUGAUGCAUUGAAAAAAACUACUGCUUGGGAUUCUGUGCAUGGAACUAAGGAAACAUUAUGCAUGCAGCCAUGUUCUUUGAAUGGGCCCGUUGCUGUUACUGCUCAUGAAAUUCCCAGACUACCCCUGUCUCUGAAUGGUGUUGCUGAAUGCAGACAAGCAGGUGAGAGGGCUGAUUCUAAUGGUUUUGCUGAUGUUGAUAAGGAAGGUGAACUGGAAGCCUCUCGUGGCCUGGUUGUUGUACAACAUUGUGAUCUACCUCCUGAUGAUUUAAGGAGUUAUCAUGACAUUGAUGACAUAACCAAAGGGGAAGAAAGAGUCAAAAUACCAUGGGUAAAUGAAAAAAACAAUGAAUAUCCACCAUCCUUCUUCUAUAUCUCCCGAAGCCUUGUUUUCCAAGAUGCUGCUAUUAACCUCCGUCUUUCUGGUAUUGGGGAUGCAAAUUGCUGCCCAACUUGCUUUGGUGAUUGCCUAUCGGCGUCUGUACCUUGUGCUUGUGCAUCUCAGACUGAGGGGGAUUUUGCUUACACGCGAGAAGGCCUUCUAAAGGAUGAUUUCCUGGAAGAGUGUAUCUCUAUGAUUCGCAACCCUCAACAGCACCGUCCUUUCUAUUGUAAAAGCUGCCCACUUGAAAGAGUUAAGAAUGAUGAUUGUUUAGAACCAUGCAAGGGCCACUUAAGGAGGCAAUUUAUUAAAGAAUGCUGGAGCAAGUGUGGCUGCCAUAGACAGUGUGGAAAUCGAGCGGUCCAGAGAGGCUUAAAUUGCAAAUUGCAGGUGUUUUUCACUUCUGAAGGAAAAGGAUGGGGUCUCCGAACCUUGGAGGACCUGCCAAAAGGUGCCUUUGUGUGUGAGUAUGUUGGAGAAGUUUUAACCAGCAAAGAGUUACAUGAGAGGAACAUUAAAAGCUCCAGAAGUGGCAAACGUCCCUAUCCUGUGCGACUGGAUGCAAAUUGGGCUUCCAAAGCAGAUUUGAGGGAUAAAGAAGCUCUCUGUUUGGAUGCUACAAACUACGGAAAUGUUGCUAGGUUUAUUAAUCACAGAUGUCUGGAUGCAAACUUGGUUGAAAUCCCAGUUGAAGUGGAGACCCCAGAUCAUUGCUACUAUCAUCUUGCCUUUUUCACAACAAGAAAAGUAGAUGCCUUGGAAGAGCUAACCUGGGAUUAUGGCAUUGACUUCGACGACCAUGAUCAUCCUGUGAAGGUGUUCCAGUGCCAAUGUGGCAGCAAAUUCUGCAGGAACAUGAAACGUUCAAAUAGAUCUAGAUCUGGAUCAAUUGCAAGGUGAACACCGGGAAUGCUCGUUAAGUACUUUGUGUCAGGGAUCAGCGUGUUGAUGGAUGUUGUCUUUGGUCGAACACAAAGGAUAGGUGCAAAAUCAAGCCAAGGAUAGAUCUUUUGGAUGUUUUUUGUACAGGGUUUUAUACAGAUAUGGCCAAUUUGGUGCCUUAUUCCAUUGAUGAUUUGAUGGUACAUUUUGGGUCAGACGCUACCUGCGUGCUGUGUUUGCAGAGGCUAGUGGUACUGCUUAAAUAACUGAAGUUCUAUAUGGCCGCUGAUACGGCGAUGCUAUAUAAUGCGUUUUUCUUGGUUCU
Molecule: messenger RNA, 2916 nt
Organism: Malus domestica (apple)
Lineage: Eukaryota; Viridiplantae; Streptophyta; Magnoliopsida; Rosales; Rosaceae
Source: RefSeq, a predicted model, not a curated record